This is a messenger RNA of Hansenula anomala, 3324 nucleotides long. RefSeq lists its product as uncharacterized. The coding region runs from base 1 to 3324 and encodes 1107 amino acids. The record is from RefSeq and is a predicted model, not a curated record. The transcript has a single exon. NCBI's taxonomy places the organism in Eukaryota, Fungi, Ascomycota, Saccharomycetes, Phaffomycetales, Wickerhamomycetaceae.
AUGCAACAAAUAACGUCCUCAUUAUUAAGGUCAAUUUCAAAAAAGCUGCCCAAUAGAAUUUUGGCUCAAAGAAUAUUCAAAUGUGUGUUUAACUCAACUAUUGCUUUGAUAUUCUGCUUGAUACCCAAAGUUGUUGACGUAUUAGGUGAUGAACCUGCAAUGUUGCCGUUAAUUUCAGUCAUGGUUCACCCUGGAAGAAGAUUUGGUACAAUGAUAGAAGCUGUUAUAUUCUGUAUUUCCGGGCUUCUAUUAGGUAAUUCAUAUGCCCUGCUAGGUAGAUUCCUAGCUCAAAAGGCCCUCACUCCUGAGAAGCUCCAUUUGGUUGACAAAUUACAAAAAGUUGAGAAUUAUCAGAAUUACAGAACAGCCCUUGCCAUAUUGGCUGUGUUUGAAAUCAUUAUGCUGUUCUUUCAUGGUUGGAUGAGAAGUAUAUCUCACAAAUUCUUUGCAAUGGUUUUUCCAUUAUUUUUGGUGGUUCAUUUCACAUUUAUGGAUAAUCUGAAAACAGAUGCUGGAACGAUUGCUAAAAGUUUCACCAUCCCUUUCUUUUUGGGUAUUGCAAUAUCAUUAGCUUGCAACCUACUUAUUUUUCCAGAAUUUGGAUCUUCAUAUUUGGGUAGAUCAAUGAUAAUAACCUUAAAUGAAUUACACAGUACAAUAGACUCCACUGUCCAGUUCUUUAUAUCUGUUGGAAAUGACACUUCACUAUUCAAGGUUGAAUGCCCUUCGUUGGCCCAAUUAACAAAAAAGAAACAGUCUUUGAGAGCCAAGUUGAAUUCUACUCAAGCCGUUUUACAGGAGUGUAUGUAUGAAAUCUCGUAUUCAUAUCUUUCACCUGCUCAAUUGAGAAAUAUAAUUGAGGUUUUGAAGUCACAAUUGUCUUAUGUGAGUGCUUUGAUCAAUGCUUCACAACUAGAGUUCACAUUAUUGAACGACAACAGCACAACAGAAGGUGAAAAUGAUAAUAAAUUGCUAAUUACAGUCUUGGAAAGGGCUCGGAUUCCAAUUUUUGAGCUCCAAAAAGUCAUUUCGGAUAGUCUAUAUGUUAUCAAGGUUGGUAUUGCAAAAUCAUAUGACGUGGAUUUCUCUUCAAUUUCAAAAUCACCAAGUAUUGAACUACAAGAUUUUGAUCUCGAAUCUGAAGAUUUUGAUGCUAGAAUCAAUACGCUUGCAAGAGCAAUGGCUGAAUUUGAUAUUACUUUUAGAAAAGAACUUGAUAAUCUCAAUACAGAGUAUGAAGAUUAUCUUUCACCAAAUGAUGAUAUGUUUCUAUUAUCUUCAUUUUUGAUGAAUUUGAAAGAAACUGCAAAUGCUGUUUGUAAUAUCAUGAAAGAAACAAAAUUGAUUUAUGAGUAUCGUUUAACUCAAGAAAGAAAGGGUUUCUUUGGGAGAAAAGUUUGGUUUUCCUUUUUGACUUCUAGUGACCAGCUAAAAGGCUGGUUUUCAGCAAAUAGUAAUGAUCUUGCUAAUGCUAAUGAGACUGCAAGUUUGAAUGGUGAUACACAGUCCAAAAUUUAUCUCGGUGAUGAUGAUAGACCUCGUCGUAAAUCAAUGUCCACAGAAAAUGAAUUUUUCGAAAAUGUUGCUGCUAAGAGGAAACAAACAAUACACCACAAUUACUUUGAUAAGAUUAUUGUGAAUUCUCUAGCCUUUUAUGAAAAAUUUAAGCCUCAUUUUAGGUUUGGAAUCCAAAUUACUGUUGGUUUGAUGGUUGCUUCGUUCCCAAUGUUCAUACCAAAGUCAAGGGAAUGGUACGUUGAUAUUAGAGGAACUUGGAUUGGUUUCGUUUGUAUUCUUGUUCUUGAGCCGCAGGUUGGUAGUACUUUUUUUGUGUUCUUCUUGAGAGGUGUUGGUGUCAUAAGUGGAGCAGCUUGGGGAUAUUUGUCAUAUGUUGCUGCAAUAAAUCAGACAAAUCCAUAUUUGGAAACUAUUGUAACAAUUUUUGGUGCUAUUCCUGGAUAUUAUUAUUUUCUUGGUACUCCAUAUGUGAAAGCUGCUAUCAUUGGUAUCAUUUCUAUUUAUAUUGUGUUGUUGUCUUCAGCAUUGCCGUCUGAAAUUGGGGGUUCCAUUUUGCAGAAUUUUGGAAAAAGAUGUCUCGCCAUGAUUUAUGGUGGUGCUGUGGCUUUGAUCUGUCAGCUUAUCAUCUUCCCUAUAAAAGCGAGAGAUGAGUUGAUUUAUGAGGUUUCAGAUGCUAUUGGAAUGAUUGCCAAGCUGCAAUUGAUUUAUGCAGUUGGUUUAAAUGGUGAAGAUUCAAAACUUAGUAUGACUGAAGAGAGAUAUGAAAACUACAAAAAGCUAUCAGCCACUGCAAAGUCCGCAUUAACAAGAGCAGAUGCUUACAGAGGAAGUGCAAGAAAGGAACCAAGGUUGAAAGGAAAUUAUCAAGACAUUGAACGUGUUUUUUAUGAGAUCAUUUUCAUUCUCAGAGAAGUACUAGAUAGAAUGGACAAUAUUGUAUUGUUGAGAAAAGUUUAUGGUUCAGCUAUUAUUGAAGAAUUUAAUUCCACUGUUUUCCCUUAUCGAAGACAAGUUACAGCUUCAAUCAACAAUAACUUGAGAGCAGUUCAAUGCGCCUUGAUGACCAAAGCUCCGCUUCCUCAAUACUUACCAAGCUCCAAAAUUGCGCAACAAAGGUUAAUAAAAAAGGUUACAGAAGUUGUUCAAGAAAAAUAUCCAAUUAUUAAAAAAGAAAAUAAUGAAUCUUCAGAUAGCGAGGGUGAUUCUCAAAUUUUUGUUGAAUUCCGUGGUCAUGGUCAUAGACCCGAUAGCUCUCAUCGAGAACAUCUUUUGAAAGAAAAGUUUUUGAGUUGGAAUGCUUCAAGCUCAGCAACUGAAGAAGUUAUUGACUAUCUGGAAGAGCUCGUUGAACUGAUUAAAGUACUUGUUGGUGUUCAUGAGUUCAAGUAUGGGUUCUUGAGUCGCUCCUUGUAUUCAGAUUAUGCUGCCAAAGCCGCAAGGGGAUAUAAAGAUAUGGUUACAGGUCAUGAAGAUGAAGACAAAGGUAAUGCAACAACUCCAGUGGAAGACGAGGAUGAUAUUAAUGACUCGGCAUCAUCUGUUGAAGAAUAUGAUGUAAAUCCAAUUGCGUUAGUGAAUACAGGCGUAUCGUCGAAAUCCAGGAAAUCCGUUGAUAGCAAUGCUACUAAGUUGUCAAAUGGAUUCAGAAAAAGAGUCUAUUCAAUAGGCUCUUGGGUUCGUGGUGAUUUGACUAGAACCAAAUCCCUUGGGCAAUACACUGAUGGUGAGAUAGAAGGUGACGAAGAUAAUGAACUACCCUUGUCAUUGAUGAGAGUUGUCAGUAAGAAAAGUACAAUAGGGAAAUAA